This is a messenger RNA of Alosa sapidissima (American shad), 3520 nucleotides long. It is a transcript of the gene flrt3, whose product is annotated as fibronectin leucine rich transmembrane 3. Gene Ontology annotation, molecular function: protein binding. Bases 1132 to 3078 code for a protein of 648 amino acids. The record is from RefSeq and is a predicted model, not a curated record. NCBI's taxonomy places the organism in Eukaryota, Metazoa, Chordata, Actinopteri, Clupeiformes, Clupeidae. The transcript is spliced from 3 exons.
UCUAGGCAGCCGAUCUGUCCUGCCAGUCCUCCUGUCCUCUCCAGAGCCAAAGGAGUGUGUGCGAGUGUAAAAGUGUGUUGAGGACACCACAACGCAGAGUCACACACACACGCGAGCGAUCACGCACACGCACACACAUGCACAGUGCGACCACACCGCUGCUGCUGCGGAGAAUUUCUGUACGCGAGACUGGGUUUUGGAUCUGAAAACACCGAUAAUUUCACCCUGUUGGAUUUACUCUACUGGCUGACUGAUUUUUGAUAAGGAUAUUUUUGGUUUCCCUUUAUAGUUGUUGAUUCCCCAGGAGUGACCUAAGAAGAGGUGCAGCAUGGGAAACUCAGUGGGCGUCUGACAGGAGAGACCGCAGGUUCCCGAGGAGAGAGAGGAGGGGACCGGGACGACGUUGACGUCAACGACGACAACUACGCCAGUGCACAGUGUUCCCUCAGAGCCACGAGGCUGGAUACAUUAUUCAUGCCAGAGCCUGGAGCGAGAGAACAGGAUUCUGGGAUUGCCGGAGGGCUGGGCGUUCGGAAGUAAGCGGGCGCUGGAUUUGAGCCUCUGAUUCGGGCAGCUUGACAUGGCUCAGCCUUAGUUUGGGCCUCUAUGCCAGGUUCAGUCCGCAUAGGGGGAGAGGAUCUACUGCUGUCUUGGCCUAUUCCGUCUCAACAAGGAGCCUCUGACCAACACAAAAGGGUCUAAUUUGGAGGCCCAAGCUAUUGCUCCAGCACAUAAAGGGAUUCUGCAUGCGCCGUUUGUUUUUUUCUUUAAUAUUCUCAGAAUUUCAUGCAAGCAUCGGAGCAGGAAGCCUGAGGUUCGUCUCAGCAGCAGAGGAGCUUUCUUUAUAGGUUUAUCUACCAUGGCAAAGCCUUUGAUGGCAUGAACCCUGGACACUGCAGUACAACACAAAAGGUCAGCCGCAUAAACAAGGAUCAGUUCAGCAAAUACCAGCCGGGUCAGGAUCUAACCAAGAGAGACCCCUCAGACAACGUGGACAAACAGCUCCAGAAAGGAACAAGAAAGAGGAGCUUAAAGGCCUCAUUGGAUUGCUGGUGGCUGCAGAGGAUUUGCUGGUUCUUUUAAAUCAGGGGAUUUCGGCAUAAUCAGUCUACACAACAGACGACUCUCAAGAUGGUGUGUCCGAACAGAUUCCUCCUUACUUUCCUGAUCCAUGCUGGAUUACUCCUGUGUCUGGCCAGGCCACUGGUCACCUGCCCUUCCCAAUGCCGCUGCGACGGGACGUUCAUCUACUGCAACGACCGCGAGCUGACCUCCAUCCCCAGUGGCCUCCCAGAGGACGCCACCGUCCUCUUCCUGCAGAACAACCGCAUCAAGAGUGCCGGGAUCCCCACGGACCUGCGCAGGCUGGUCAACGUGGAGAAGAUCUACCUAUACUGCAACAACCUGGAUGAGUUCCCGACCAACCUGCCUUUAAACGUGAAGGAGCUUCACCUGCAGGAGAACAACAUCCGCAUGAUCACCCACUCCUCUCUGGCUCAGAUCCCGUUCAUUGAGGAGCUACACCUGGACGACAACUCUGUUUCAGCGGUGAGCAUCGAGGAGGGGGCUUUCAGGGACAGUAUCCACUUGCGACUGCUCUUUCUGUCCCGCAACCACCUGAGCACGAUCCCUUCCGGUCUACCCAUGUCCAUCGAGGAGCUGCGCUUUGACGACAACCGCAUCUCCUCCAUCUCCGAGCUGUCGCUGCAGGACCUCAUUAACCUGAAGCGGCUGGUUCUGGACGGGAACUUGCUCAACAACCGGGGCAUCGGGGAAAUGGCCUUCGUGAACCUGGUCAACCUGACAGAGCUCUCACUGGUGCGCAACUCGCUGACGUCACCACCAGCCAACUUGCCUGGCAACAGCCUGGAGAAGCUGCAGCUGCAGGACAACCACAUCAACCGGGUGCCACCUGGGGCUUUUGCUUACCUGAGGCAGCUCUAUCGCUUGGACCUGUCCGGCAACAACCUGAGUAGCCUGCCCCUGGGUGUCUUCGAAGACCUGGAUAACCUCACCCAGCUGCUGCUGCGGAACAACCCCUGGUAUUGCAACUGCCACAUGAAGUGGGUCCGUGACUGGCUGCGCACCCUGCCGUCAAAGGUCAAUGUGCGGGGCUUCAUGUGCCAGGGCCCGGACAAGGUGAAAGGCAUGGCUAUCAAAGAUCUAUCCACGGAGCAGUUUGACUGCACAGACGAGGAUGUACCCCCCAUCUACGAAACCACAACGGUCUCUAACACGCUGCCCCCCUCAAAGCCACAGUGGCCCUCCUAUGUGACUAAAAGACCUGUGGUCAAAGUGCCGGAUAUAAGCAAACACUACCGUAGCACAACGCCAUCUGGGAGAAAGAUCAUCACUAUAAACGUCAAGUCCAGCAGUGCAGAGACUGUCCACAUUUCCUGGAGGGUGUCACAGCCUAUGACCGCCUUGCGGCUCAGCUGGCUAAAGCUGGGACACAGCCCCGCCUUUGGGUCCAUCACAGAGACCAUCGUCCAGGGGGAGAGAACGGAGUAUCUCCUCACCGCUCUCGAGCCCGAGUCCUCCUAUCGGAUAUGCAUGGUUCCCAUGGAGACUAGUAACAUUUACCUGUCGGACGAGGCACCCGUUUGCAUAGAGACAGAGACCAGUUCCCUGAAAGCGUACAACCCCACCACCACCUUGAACAGGGAGCAGGAGAAGGAGCCUUACAAAAAUUCCAGUCUGCCUUUAGCUGCUAUUAUCGGUGGGGCCGUAGCACUUUUGGCCAUCAUCAUGUUGGCGCUGGUGUGCUGGUACGUGCACCGGAACGGCUCUCUGUUUUCCAGAAAUUGCACGUACAACAAGGGCCGGCGGAGGAAGGACGACUAUGCCGAGGCCGGAACAAAGAAGGACAAUUCCAUCCUGGAGAUUAGAGAGGCUUCUUUUCAGAUGAUACCUAUAAAUCAUGUUCCCGUGUCCAAGGAGGAGUUUGUGAUACACACUAUUUUCCCUCCUAAUGGCUUGAGUCUCUACAAAAGUCCGCCCAGCGACAUGAAGAACAGUAUGAACAACAGAAGCUUCAGAGACAGUGGAAUACCAGAUUCAGACCACUCUCACUCAUGAUACUCCACACAGACUUUGGGAGAAAAAAAGACAUUUGAUCAUGAAUGAGUGACUUGAGAAAUAGUUGGUCUUUUGCAACACACUGGAUCUAAAAAGACUGAGAAAGCAAUGUUCUGUACAUUUGCCAUAUAAUUUAUAUUUAAGGACAAUUUAUUAAAAGACAAAUGUUCAAAUUGCAGGCCAUCAUUGAGCUGGCAGUGAAUGCAGUCACAAACUGCAAUUCUAUAUUUUAGAGAUUUGUAGUAAUUUGUACUGUAUUUCCUUUCCUUAAGGUUUCUGACCAAUUAAAAACGUUGUGUUCUACUGAAAUAUGAUGACUUGUCAACUGUGAAAGUGGGUUUUCAUUGCUGUGUUGAACAAUCAGAGUUUAGAGAACUUGUAGUAUAAAGCACAGGUCAUUCGUUUUGCUAUGUUUCUGUCAGAAAAAAAACAAAUGGAAAGG